Molecule: messenger RNA, 1343 nt
Organism: Toxorhynchites rutilus septentrionalis
Lineage: Eukaryota; Metazoa; Arthropoda; Insecta; Diptera; Culicidae
Product: PIH1 domain-containing protein 1-like
Exons: 5
Coding region: 152-1219 (355 amino acids)
Biological process (GO): rRNA processing; box C/D snoRNP assembly
Cellular component (GO): cytoplasm; R2TP complex; ribonucleoprotein complex
Source: RefSeq, a predicted model, not a curated record
ACACGAGCUACGACCGAUGUUUGACAGCAUUCGACAUUACUAUUUCAAGUGUUGUGAAAUCGUGUUGUAUUUCUAUGGUUUCCGGUUCUCGGGAAAAAAUAAAAGCCAUAAUAAGUUUUAAAUCACGUAUAAAAACAGUUUUCAAGUGAAAAUGUCCAAGCCAUCAACCGCGUUUCUCGAUGCUGACUCGUCACUGAUAGAGAAGAAUCUACGCUUUGUGCGGGAUGAGACGGAAGAGGAAUUCAAUAACAUGUUUGGCCCGAUAAUGGAACAAGCGCAGGACAUCAGCAGCGGACGAUCGAAGAUCGUUAAGCCAUCGCCUGGUUUUUGUGUGAAAGCAUUCCGGCAAGACAACAGGGAAAAAUUUUUCCUGAACAUCUGUCAAACCGAUGGAAUCCCACCGCCGGAAGACAUCACCGAGGACCAGCUGUUGGCGAUUCUGAACGAUGGCUCUCCCGGCUCGUUCAAAAUUCCCAUGAGCAUCACCCAACCACGGUCGACGCAGGACAGCUCGGACAAGACCUGCCAGGUGUGCGAUAUCGCCGUAAGCUGCAAGUUUUUCUCGAAGAUAGAAAAAGGUGGCCUUAUGCGAGAUUUCUUAAUUACGAUUAUUUUCGAGGGAAUCAACACCAAAUACAACAUCGCACUCAGUGCAACGGAUUGGCGAGUGCUAAAAAACAAAAAGGUUAUCGGCAAACUGAUCACGCACAACAUUCAAAAUCGCGACGUGAAAACAGUUUACGAGAACUACAAGAAUCCUACCCAGGCUGACUUGCAGACGAUUCAGCAGCUGGAUAAUCCGAAGGGUACGGAAUCUCUGAAGCCGAAGAAGAAGUUGAUCGAGGUGAUGGAUGCUGACGUUGCCAAAACAAUAAAAAAUGUGAAGAACGAAAUGUCGGGUAACGAUGAGUACAUUCCGGAUCCAACCAAAGUGGCGAUUUCACGGGCCGGUUCGAAAAAGCCCGAUUGUCGGUUGUUCCGCGAACCAGCUGUCGGCAACCCCAAAGUACUGAUUGGAGAGUUCUACUUGCCGCAAUGUAUUUCUGCCAAUGAAAUAACUUUGGAUGUUGGUGAGGAUAGAAUUCUUCUGGAAGCGAGGAAAAAAGGGUAUCUGCUGGAUGAGUUCGUGGCUUAUAAAAUUGACACAAAUCUGGUGCAAGCGCGUUUCAAUACCGAAACCAAUGUGCUUGAUGUAAUUAUGCCAAUUCUCGCUGGUUGAAUCCAUGCGUUGCAGAAUCAAAAUAAAUUAGUAUUAUCGCAGGAUUAUGGAUUAUGAAUAUAGACAGAUUACAAGUAAUUAUUUUCCCUUCAUAGAACGAAAUAAAUCCUACUCGUUUGGGCAU